This is a messenger RNA of Elaeis guineensis (African oil palm), 2719 nucleotides long. The record is from RefSeq and is a predicted model, not a curated record. Lineage: Eukaryota; Viridiplantae; Streptophyta; Magnoliopsida; Arecales; Arecaceae.
AGCGGAGAGGACUAUUUAACCGGUGGGCUCAUGUUUCACUCCCAUCACGCCCUCCUCCUCGGCCAUGGCGGAGAUCAAUCACCAAGACGAGGAGCUUCUCGACGUCCUCACAAGAACUGGAGAGAAGACCGGCAUCUCCAAGCCCAGGGGGCUCGUCCACGGGGAUGGGGACUACCACCGGGCGGUCCAUGUCUGGAUAUACUCGGAGAGCACUCAGGAGCUCCUCCUGCAGCGCCGAGCCGACUGCAAGGAUUCUUGGCCCGGUCUGUGGGAUAUCUCUAGCGCCGGCCACAUCUCGGCCGGGGAUUCCUCUCUCAUCACUGCCAGGAGGGAGCUUAAUGAAGAACUAGGCAUAAGCCUCCCAGAAGAUGCAUUUGAGUUGAUUUUUGUUUUUCUUCAAGAGUGUGUUAUAAAUAAUGGGAAAUAUAUCAACAAUGAAUAUAAUGAUGUAUAUCUUGUAACAACUUUGGCCCCAAUUCCAUUGCAGGCCUUCACUCUUCAGGAAACUGAAGUUUCUUCAGUGAAAUAUAUCUUUUGGGGCGAGUAUAAAAGUUUACUUGCAAAUGAACAUGAAGAAUAUGUCCCUUAUGAUGUAAGCGGGCAAUAUGGCCAACUAUUUGACAUUAUUGAGCAAAGGUAUAAAGAUAAUACAGAGGCUCGUAGUUUAAUCCUACAAAAACAGCUUAGUCGAUAUGCUCCUAUCCAUUUGGCUCCAGAGUUGACUGGGCUUUCAGAAGCAGACAGGGAAGCCUUAUCUUAUGUGCUUAGAGCAUCAAUGGUCAUGGAUGAAAUCUUUUAUGCGCAGGUUUGGUAUAGCAAUCCAAUGCUAAGAGAUUGGUUGAAAGAGCACUCUAAUGCUUCUAAGUUAGAUCAGUUAAAAUGGAUGUAUUAUUCCAUCAAUAAAAGUCCAUGGUCAUGCCUGGAUGAAAACAAGGCAUUUUUAACAACAGCAGAUUCUUCUUUGAAGUUACUCGUUGAUGCUACCAAGCCUGUAUCUGGUUGGAAGGGAAUUGAAUAUAGGGUUGCUUUCCCUGUGGUGAAGCCCCCUGGUGCAAAUUUCUACCCUCCUGAUAUGGACAAAAUGGAAUUUGAACUAUGGAAGCAGACUCUAAGUGACAGUGAACAAAAAGCUGCAACAGGAUUUUUUACUGUAAUCAGAAGGCACGAUGAUACUUCAUUUUCUGCAGCAUCUCGUUCUAAAGACCGUGUUGCAUCUAUGGAGCCCUUAAAAUCAAAUAAUUUAUUUAUAGUUCCAUUUUCCCAAGAGUAUAGAACUUAUCUUGUGAAAGCAGCUGAGUUGCUUCAUUCAGCAGCAGAACUGUCUGACUCUUCUAGCCUGAAGAAGUUGCUGAAAACUAAAGCAGAUGCUUUUCUAUCCAAUGAUUACUAUGAAUCUGACAUAGCUUGGAUGGAGUUGGACUCAAAAUUGGAUGUCACUAUUGGUCCAUAUGAGACAUAUGAAGAUGCACUUUUUGGAUAUAAGGCAACAUUUGAGGCAUUUGUUGGAGUACGAGAUGACAUAGCAACUUCUCAAGUCAAACUUUUUGGGGACCAUUUGCAGGAUUUGCAACGGAAUCUUCCUUUGGACAGUAAGUACAAAUCACAAGAUGUAGUUGCAGCUCCAAUCCGUGUAAUCCAGCUUCUUUAUAAUGCAGGGGAUGUGAAAGGCCCCCAAACAGUUGCUUUUAAUUUACCAAAUGAUGAGUGCAUAGUAAAUGAGCGUGGAACAUCAAUGGUGUUGCUCAAGAAUGUCUCGGAGGCCAAGUUUAAGCAUAUUCUCCAGCCUAUAUCUGAUGUAUGCAUUAAGGAGGAACAAAAGAAAUACGUUGAUUUUGAGUCUUUCUAUACUCACACAAUUUGCCAUGAGUGCUGUCAUGGAAUUGGACCUCAUACCAUAGUCCUUCCAAGUGGUCAACAGUCAACCGUUAGAUUGGAACUUCAAGAAUUCCACUCGGCCUUGGAAGAAGCAAAAGCAGAUAUUGUUGGCCUCUGGGCACUAAAAUUCCUCAUCAAGCAGGAACUGCUUUCGAAGAGCUUAGAAAAAUCUAUGUAUGUAUCUUUCUUAGCAGGAUGCUUUCGCUCAAUACGUUUUGGACUAGAAGAAGCACAUGGGAAAGGGCAGGCAUUGCAAUUUAAUUGGUUGUACGAGAAUGGAGCCUUUAUUUUGCACUCGGACGGAACAUUUUCUGUUGAUUUUUACAAAGAUUGAAGGAGUUGUUGAAAGCCUCAGCAGGGAGAUUUUGACAAUCCAGGCAAGAGGCGAUAAAAAUGCUGCAAUGUCACUUCUUCAGAGCUAUGCAAAAAUGACACAGCCAUUGAGCAUUGCUCUGGAAAAACUUGAAAGAAUUCAGGUGCCUGUAGAUAUUACUCCUAUCUUCGAUUCUGCUGAUCGAAUAUUAGGCCAGCUGCAUUGAGUUGUUGAGAAGUUUGGGGGUACAGAGCAUUUAUUGAAUGUAUGGGGGUAACGGUCGCUGAUUUGAAUAAUAACUGGAAAUGCGAUGAGAAGAAUGGCAAGAAAAGCUACCAAAGGUCUUGUGAACCAUGGACUGGACCUUGGCAUGUAACCAGAAAGGUGCAGGGUGCAUCACAAUAUAUAUCGUACUAUGCUAAUUUGUGUCAGACGUGGAAAACUGUGCUUUAAUACUUGUACGAAAGUUGUAUGAAUCGUUGAAAGUUUUUCAUAUAACAACAGUGAAGGACCAGGCAUGUUUCUCCAUCA